UUUCCCAGCAUUCUUCACCAGUCCUCCUUCACAACAUUAACCUGCAAUGGAAGUAGUGAUGUCCGUUAUUUUCCAAUGGUCUAUGUUGGAGUUUCUUUGUUGCCUUAUUUCCAGACUUCCUGUAAAAGCACCAUCUGUGUGUAAAUCCAGAAUUGCAACCGUUUGGUUUCCUUUUUCCCCGACUCUUCUUUAUGGCAGUGGGGGGAUGUGAACGACAUCACAUCACCCUGCUGCUGAUGUGAUCAUUUCUUAAUUAACAUCUGCCAUCAGGCAGUAGCUGUGGAGCUGUUUGUUAGGUGAAGAGAAAAUACUGUCAAGACUGGAAAGCGAUUCUCACUCUGAUAUGAUUGAGAGCGAUAAUCGUCUCAUGUGUCUGUGAUUUUCAAAGUUCACAUUCAAGACCUCUCUGGAGGGUGAGCGUCAGUGAACGCCUCUCCCAGGAGCCGUGCAGGUGCUUUUAAUUGGUCCUUUUCUUACGCCAUAUGUGGCGCAACAACAUCCGGACCACCUCAUUGGCUCCCAUUAGCGGGGAUGCUCACGCUGUUACUUACUGUAUUUCCUUCCUGAUGCCCUGUGGCAGUAUACUCAGCAUGCACUUCACUCACCAGCUAUCCCCUUACCAACUUACUUAUUCAUUACAGAACCAAGGAGCCGAUAGACACCAGGCUUGAAAGGAUGGGCAAACAGCCCUGUAUGAAUUUGCCGACUCUGCAGCCUUUUUUUUUUUUUCAAAUCAAAUUUACUAAGAGACAGAACAGAACUGAAGACAAAUUUGGCUAAGGUGCUAAAAAAAAAAAAAAGACUUCCAGAGCGAGUCUUUCUUCUUGGGCUCUAACCAGCCUCAUUCUUCUUCACCUCUCUUCACUUCUUUUUUGCCCAGCAGUUCUCUUCUCCCUCAUCAGUAGCACUUGUUUUAUAGACCGCAAAGGAGGUUCAGCUUCCUCUAAUCUUCCACUAAAUUAACAGUCGAAUAAACUGGUGUUUUGAUAUCUAUAACUUACUGUGAGUGCAGUCAAAUAUGAUCAACAAUACGACUAGUUUAUUCAGAAUCAGCUGUAAAGCGUAUUAAACCCUGUUGGUGGGGGAGGACUUUGACAACUUUAUUCACAAGUACUUUUUAUUGUCCCUGCAAAACACAUCGACACAAAUCCAUCAGGUUAGGCUGGAAACAUCACACGAAAUGCUAAAAUAACCAAAAGCUAAAACCACAUUUUCAAAGUCUAAUGAUGCAGGAGGAUUGGAUGAAAUCCUAAGCAGACUAGAACCACUUUUUUAUGUAUGGACUGCCCCCAUUUUCUGUGUCAUUUCCAUGCAGAGUUUGUGAAGUGCAGCACUGUCUUCAUUGAAGUCUAUAGAUGGAGUAUUUUUGGGUCGUGUCACCUUGAAAACCCAGGGUUCUACUCAGGAACCCUGUAAUCCUGUAUUCCAUCACCACCGUUUGUUUACAUCCUGUACUGAACUGAAUAUGUUUUUAUUCUUUAGGUUGUGUUUGUGUUUCCUUGUUCCUGUUGUUGUUGUUGUUUUUUAUUAUUAUUGUGGGUGUGGAGGCAGAAUUUUGAACUAGAAUAACCGGGACUAAAGUGAGCCUCCCCAGAUCCCAGAGCAGCGACCGCCGCUGAUUUCCAUCCUCUUCCUCUCCUUUGUAUGCUGCUCAUCCUCGCUUGCGCCCUCUCCUCCUUCCCUCUCUUCCUUCCCUCACCUCCUUCCUCAUCAUCCUCUUCGGCUCUGGCCAAUCGCAGCCUAGCGGGGUGUGGUUUUACUACAGUAGGAUGGCCAGAGUUUGGGAGAAGAGGGGAGAGAGGAGCAGGAAGCGCCGCCGAGAGGAGACGCUCCGUUACGCCACUUGGAAGAGCAACCGGGAUUAACACAGUGUGUGUGUGCGUGCGUGCAUGCGCGCGUGUCUGCCUGCGUGCGCGUGUGACGAGGUCCAAACGGAACGGAUGGAAAUACAACAGAGGAGUUGAUACAUGCGACAAACGCUGAGGGAGCGGAGGUGGCUCUGUGAGUGUGGAUACCUGCGCUUCUCUGUCCGGGCGAAAGGUGCGUCACAGAGCUCCUGAUGAAGGAGUUCCUCCGCGGCUCUGGACUGGACUGGAACACGGCAGAAUCAGAAAUACUGCUGGGAUUGUUGCCUCGUUGAGACGCGAACUUUGGCAACGGUUGGCCACAACGACAGCCACACCAAGAGGACUCAGAUCUGCCAGUAGGGAGUUUGUCUUCAACUUCAACAUCAAGAAAAUCAGCUGUGAAGUUGGGACGCGAACCACAGAGUGGGUCUCCGAGGAACAGCAAAGGAAAAUGCCUGGAUUAUUUCGGCCAGUGUCUCUGCGGUGAGGUGGGGACCGAGCGGAGCAGUCGGCCGGUGGCGCACGGCUGCUGCCGUCUUCUAGUUCCGUUGCUGCACGGGUUCCUCCACCUUCUCCACUCCACCACAGGGCUACACAUCCAGAGACGCACGGGUUGGACCUGCGUCCACACCCUCGGCCAGUGCGAGGCGUCCUUUGGAAGAAAUGCCGGUCCCAGGUGCCCUAGUACAUCAUCACCGGGAUCAUGGCAACUCCUUUGGCAAUGACACGAGAGAGAUGGUCCACCGGCUCCGCUCGCCUUGUUAGAUGGUCGGCGCCCUCCUUGAUGCUCCUAUGGUUGCCCUGGGUGUUGUUGUGGCAGCCGGGGGGCGGCCGGGGUGGACAAGCGGUUGGCGUCGGACACGGCGGGAAGGUGCUGCACGGCUCGCUAACGUCUUCAUCCUCAUCUUCAUCCUCCUCCUCCUCUUCUUCGUCCUCCUCCUCCGGCUCCUCACAAUGGGGCAUCAACACCCGUCAGAGCCGCGGGGAGCUGGACUGGCUGCUGUCGGAGAAGGGACCGUUCCACAAAUGUCCCGAGUACACGGAGUUCAGGGAGCGUUUUCAACAGGGGUUCUCCACCAGAUACAAGAUCUACAGGGAGUUCAGCCACUGGAAGUUGAACAGCUUGGCCACCGAGAAGAGAGACUUCCUCAAAGCCCCGUUGCCCUUAGCACCAGAGUUCCUGCGCAACCUACGGUUACUGGGGCGACGGCCGACCCUGCAGCAAAUCCACGAGAACCUCAUCAAGAAGUAUGGCACCCACUUCCUGGUGUCUGCUACUCUGGGAGGUGAAGAAUCCUUGACCAUCUUCCUGGACAAGCAGAAGUUGAAUAAGAAGUCCGAAGGCAGCAGCAACAGCUCGGUGGUGUCUCUGGAGCUGCUCCAUCAGUUGGCAGCUUCGUACUUCACCGAUCGGGAGAGCACCCUCCGGCGUCUGCACCACCUACAAAUUGCCACCUCUGCAAUCAAGGUAACAGAGACACGGACGGGGCCUCUUGGCUGCAGCAACUAUGAUAGGCUGGACUCAGUCAGCUCGGUGUUGGUGCACAGCCCAGAAAAUAAAAUCCAUCUAAAGGGCUUGCAAGAUGUCCUUCCAGAGUUCCUGCGUGGGCGCUUCGUGGAGGCAGCACUCAGCUAUGUGGCAUGUAACUCAGAGGGUGACCUUCUCUGCCGCAACAAUGACUGCUGGUGCCGCUGCUCUUCCCGUUUCCCGGAAUGCAACUGCCCCUUCGCCGACAUUAAGGUCAUGGAGGAGAACCUGGAAAAGAGCAAAGAGGCCUGGAACAACCUCAACCAAGAGUUCAUGGAAUCAGGUAGGCUGCACUAAACGCUACAGAACGUUGUGGGGUAUCAUCAUCAUCGUCGUCGUCAUCAUGGAGAAAUUUAAAUUUUUUAGCUUCAGAUCUAGUGCUGCUCUUGUUUUCUUUUAAAACAGCAGCGAGCUAAAGAUGAAGUCGACAGACCGCACACCUCCACCUUCUCAGCGGGGUUGCCGUUUCGUUACCCUCCGCUCAGAUGUUCACACGUGUGGUGUGCAGCGUAAAAUUGAACUUUUUUUUUUAUUAGUUCUUGGAAGUAGCACCAGAAAACUGUUAAAUGCGUCAACACUGACAGCUAAUUUAGUCUUUGGUGUGUGAUGUCAUCAGGAAGCACAGGUGUUGGUGUCUCUGACUGUUAGCCCAGCUGGCACCCAGGUGCUAACAUUAGCUUUUUUUUUUUUGCAAGAUAUUACUAAUGGACAGAAGGGGGAGCUGUCAUGUGGUUUUGUGAAUUUUCAGUGACAUUUUCAAUUUAUUGUAGAAUUCUGGGAUGUGAUGAUCACACC
Molecule: messenger RNA, 4170 nt
Organism: Cynoglossus semilaevis (tongue sole)
Lineage: Eukaryota; Metazoa; Chordata; Actinopteri; Pleuronectiformes; Cynoglossidae
Product: BMP/retinoic acid-inducible neural-specific protein 3
Exons: 6
Coding region: 2551-3672 (373 amino acids)
Biological process (GO): cellular response to retinoic acid; negative regulation of mitotic cell cycle; positive regulation of neuron differentiation
Cellular component (GO): cytoplasm; dendrite; neuronal cell body
Source: RefSeq, a predicted model, not a curated record